Messenger RNA from Vespula vulgaris, 4094 nucleotides. Its product is annotated as myb/SANT-like DNA-binding domain-containing protein 3. The record is from RefSeq and is a predicted model, not a curated record. Lineage: Eukaryota; Metazoa; Arthropoda; Insecta; Hymenoptera; Vespidae. The transcript has 3 exons. The coding region runs from base 2423 to 3391 and encodes 322 amino acids.
UCGCAAGAGAAAUAAUUUUUUCAAUGUUCUUUGUCAUGUCGAAUUUUUAAUCAUGAUCGCUUUUUUACUUUUAGUUUAUUCGUUAAUUCGUGGACUUUUAGUUUUUUCAUUUUCUAUUGACAUUGUUUUAAAAUGAAAAUAAGGUUCAAUAUAUUCAUAUGAAGGAAUUUAUAAAUAUCACUGUGUAAACGAUUUUGUAUGAAUACUCGCAACGAUUUUGUACUUACGUAUGAGUCAUUGAUUAUGAAAAUGGUCUAAUUCAUUCGAGAUAUUACAAGACAUUUUAUCGCACGCUAUUCUAAAAAUAAUAAAAUUACAUUAAAGAAUAAUUUUUCAAGAAUAAAUAUAUUUACUUUUUCUAAUUGUCAUUAUAGAUAAAUUAUUUUGAAAUAAUUCCAACUUAAUUGUCAAAAUAUCUCAAAACCAUAAAUAUAUGAUUUAGAUCAUUUUAUUCAUAAUCAUUGACUCAUAUAUUGUAUAGUUAAAUAUAUAGUCUCUGUUCUCUUAACGCUUUCACAGUACUUCUGUUUUUCUAUAGUAAUAAUUGUUAAUGAUAUACUAAUUAGAAGCUGUAGUAUGCGUUGGACAGUUUUAUCACAUUGCCUACUUUAUUAAUUAUCAGGUUUAACAUCUGACAAUUUGAGAAUUAUUCUAUAAAAGAUGUGUACAGUACAAAUGCGACUAAUUUUUCAUUUCACAUUAUGCUUUAUUUCUAGCAAUGUAAGUGACUAUUUUUCCUAUAGAUGUGAAGUUACUAUAUUUGUAUUGUCACAAUGUGCAAUUUAUGUAUCUAAAUGUCUAAUUAUAGAUUUUUUUUUUCUUUUUUAUGCAUGCACUUGUUUCAACGCAAAUUUCUAUUGUCUAAAUUCAGAGAUAUCAAUUAUGAUGUAACGUUGCAACUAUCAUGACAUAACGUUAACAAAUGCUCAAAUGACUAAAUAAUAGUUUCUAAAAUAAAUCAAUAAAUAAAUAAAUAAAAUAAUGAUCUAUGUAAAUAAGAAAUACGAUUAGAAAAAAAUCUUUGCAAAGGCCUACAAUUUUGUGGUAAUAAGGUCUGCUUCUCCUUAAAUGUGAUGUAUUUAUUAUAUUAUAAGUUUAAUAAGAUAAUUAUUAUUAUAUAUAUUAUAUAUAUGUGUGUAUGUAUGUAUGUGUAUAUAUAUAUAUAUAUAUAUAUAUACACAUAUGUAUAUAUAAAAUAUAUAUAUGAUAGAAAUUUAUUGCAUAUAAUACACAUGAGACAACAUAUAUUAAAGUUAUAUACGUAUACGUGUAUAUAACCCAAAAAGAAAAAAAUUUUUGUAUAUACAUAUGUAUGUAUUCGCCUGUGUGUGUACAUGUGUAUAUAUGUAUAUAUAUAUAUAUGUAUGUAUUAUAUGUAUGUGUAUAUAUAUAUACACAUAUAUAUGUAUGUAUGUAUGAUGUAUGUAUGUAUAUGUAUAUAUAAAGGUUAUGAAUUUUAAGUUCUUAGAAUAUAUUAAGUAUUAUCAUUAAAAUUCGAAUGCAAAUCGAAUUAUUGUACAAUACUAAAAUAAAAGCACCUAUACUUAAUAUAUUUUCAGACUUAUUUCUCUAAUACCAUCAAUUUUUCGAUUGAACAAAAUUUGUAUUUAUCAAUUGAAAAAUAACAUAUAAACGAUCCAAUUGUUAUCAUUAAUAUAUUAUGCAUAAUGUCAAAAAAAGAAAAAGUAUCGUAGUGCAAAAAAAAAAAAAAAAAAAAAAAAGAAAAAAAAAGAAAAUAGAAAUUAGAAUCAGAGAAUAAAAUAAAUGUUAAAAAUGAAAUAUAGAAGAAGAUAAAGUUAAUCGUUGAAUUAAUGUAUACGUAAAAUUGGAAACAUUGAUAAUAGAAAAAUUAAUUAGACGAUUGAUUAUAAACGUAUAAUUAAUAUUAAUACAAAAAAUAUUACAAGUUGAUCUUACCUCUCUUAAUUAGAAAAUGUAACAACUGAUUAAACGAUACGAAUAAUUUCCAAAGCAGGAGCAGUUAUGUUCACACUUCGAAAUACAAUAAUAGACUGAUUGUGUACCGAUCGAGAAGAGGUAAAUCAAGGACGAGACCACCAUUCAUGUUGUUUACGAUCAUCGAAUUUCUAUUUGUUAAACAACACAAUCUCGACUGAGAAUUAUACAGAAGGUUUCUUCAAAGAUGUUGAUUCAAAGAUAAUUCCAUUAAUAACGUGUAUUAUUAAAAUCUCGAUUGAAUUUAAACGUUUUUAUAUUUCGCGCGAUUACAAUAUUUUUCUCAUAGAGCGCGCUGCGGUAUCGAUACGAAUGUUUUUCGUAAAUCGACGAUCACGUUUUUCUCUUAUAAUAUGUCGUAUUACUUGUUUAUAUUAAUUACGUUAUAAUUUACAGUAUUCACCCUAUACAAGUGUUAAACAAUGAAAUAUAUUGAGAUCGAUUCGAUAAUUUUUCUUACGACAAAAUGGCUUCCGUAUCGUUGAAAGGCACGAGAAAGACGUAUAGCUUCGAGGAACGAGAAAUUUUAAUAACUUUGAUAAACAAAUACGAGGAUAUCGAGGAUAGAAAAUCUGAUCCAAUAUCAAUGUGUAAAAGAAAAUCAGCUUGGACACAAUUAGCUGAAGAAUAUAAUUCGAUGGUCGGUCCACAAAGUGCACGUUCGGCUGUACAGCUAAGACGUUGUUGGGAAAAUAUGAAAGCUUGUAAAAGAAAUCGCGAGGAGAAAAAAACGCGAAACAAUUCGAAAAGUUUUUGUCAAUUAUCAAAGGAUUUUACACAAUCGUCGAUUUCCUCUUGGGAAAACGGAAAUGUUUAUGAGAAACAGAGACCGGAAGUACCACCGACUAGCGGAAAUGGUUGCUUACCGCCUAACGUAGUCUUUGAACCAAAAGAUUCCGAACCUUUUACUUUGCAAAGUGUAUGCGCUUCGAAACCUGUGAAUAUGAAUUUAAAAAAGGAAGCUGAUAAUACAUCCAAUGAAUCUAAUGGUAAUACAUCAAAACAUAUUUCUGGGUUACAAGAUGCAAUUGGUUGUAAACAAACAGGUUGUAUAAUUUCAUCGCAAGGAACAAUGUCAACUGAUUGUCGAGGAACGAACGAUCUAUCGAUCAUGGAUCAUAGAUCAACGGACGAAGAAGAAUCGAUGGAACCUAGUCAAUUAGCUUAUAGAUCCAAUACGACUCAAAGCUUUGUUGUUUCUUCUCCUUCACGGAUAAAUGAUCUUCAUCAUCAUCGUAAGACGAAAAGAUCUUUGCAAAAGGAAGAUGAAUUGCAACUUCUUGCACUCUCAGAGGCUCAGAUUAAGGUCGACGUAGCAGCGAUGUUAAAGGAAGAAGCUAGAAUCAAACUGGAGGAGGCUCAUUAUCGUAAAGAAGAAGCUAGGCUUAGAAUGCUUUUCUUUACUUACAAGCUUGAGAGGAUAAAGGAAGAUUGAAAAGAUAUCAAUUCAACAUCGUUCUUUCUUUCUUUUUUUCUUUCUUUCUUUCUUUCUGUCUUUUCUCUUCUUUUUUUUUUUCUUUCAUUCCUUUUUUUUUUUUUUAGUAUAUAAUAGCCAUCAGUUGAUUAUAACGUAAUAUAUAAUAUCAAUUUAUUUAAAAUAUUUAUAAAUGCUAUUGCGGUAUAAUCGUAAUAAAUAUAAUGCUUAUGUUUCUUUCGUGAAAAAAAAAAAGAAAAAAAAGGGACAACUAAUGUUUCCUUUUCAUAUUUGCAGUUUUGGAACAAUCGUAAGAGUAUUCAUAGGUAUUGAAAAAGCGACGUAUGAUGUAAUAAUAUAAUUAUGAUAGAAAUGAAAAGAGGGCAUUUGAAAUUAGAAUGGUAUUAGAACGAUACGGUAGAUAUUUAAUACAUAUACGAUUUAUCGGUUUUUAUAGAUUGAAUUUUUAUAUCGAAAAUUUGUAUGCGUAAAAGAGAAACGGAUUUCUUUUUUGAUUAACGAGGGAGAUCCAUCAAAUAUUAAUCAUAUUUUUCAUGAAUUUUGUUUUCAGCGAUUCUGUAUAAUGAACGUUCGGCAGUGAUUAUUCGGUAUUAAAACAGUUUUAAUCUUAAUUAGUAGGGUAAUUUUUAGUAAGUAAUUUCGUUAAAAAAAUAUUUGCUCUAUUUUUUCUUUUCUUUUUUUUUUAUACGUACCUAGUCAUACU